Messenger RNA from Hansenula anomala, 933 nucleotides. RefSeq lists its product as uncharacterized. Gene Ontology annotation, cellular component: cytosol; cytoplasm. The record is from RefSeq and is a predicted model, not a curated record. NCBI's taxonomy places the organism in Eukaryota, Fungi, Ascomycota, Saccharomycetes, Phaffomycetales, Wickerhamomycetaceae. The coding region runs from base 1 to 933 and encodes 310 amino acids. Gene Ontology annotation, molecular function: enoyl-[acyl-carrier-protein] reductase (NADH) activity; aspartate carbamoyltransferase activity; dihydroorotase activity. Gene Ontology annotation, biological process: L-citrulline biosynthetic process; UTP biosynthetic process; 'de novo' pyrimidine nucleobase biosynthetic process. The transcript is spliced from 5 exons.
AUGAGAGCAAAUAAAAAACCAUCUGGUGGAAUUAUUGCUGCUAGAUCUGAAAUGGAUGAACCAAUUCUUAAAUUGGCUAUUAGAGAUGUUUUAUUGUUGGAAGGAUUGGAUGAUACUAUUUUAAAUUCACCAAAGAAUAACUUACAAGAUGCAUUGGUUCUCAGGAAAUUAAAUAUUGAUUUCCAAAAUCCUUGGAUUGUCAAGCUUCAAUAUAUUAGCCAGAAACUGGUGACCGUUGUUGAUCAAGAUAUUGGUAGAACUUGUAUUUUACAUUGUUCAGUUGCUGCUCAAAAUAAUACAACAUCAUGUUGUUAUGCUUCUAGGAUUUACCGUAAUGGUUCUUCAGUUGAAUUUGAUUCGUGUGCUGUUACAGCAGUCAAAACUUUACGUGCCAAUGGUACUAAAACUAUCAUGGUUAACUAUAAUUCAGAAACUGUUUCAACUAAUUAUGAUGAAACUGAUAGAUUAUACUUAGAAACUAUCAACUUGGAACGUAUCUUCGAUAUUUAUGAAAUUGAACAAUCUUCAGGUGUUAUUUCUUUACCAUUAGUUGAAAUGGAUGCUCUUGCUAAAGAUGGUAACUUGAUCAUGCAUGUUGUUUCAGAACACGUUGGAAAUGCUGGUGUUCACUCUGAAGAAUGUGUUAAAGUUCCUCAAUUCUCAUUUUCACGUUUAUCUGGUGCUGAUCCAAUUCUUGUUGUUGAAAUGGCCUCUACUGGUGAAGUUGCUACAUUUGGUCAUAACAAAUAUAAACUGAAAUUAUUACCUUCAAUUAGACGUUUAAGUGAAUUAGGUUACAAAAUAUUUGCCACUGCUGGUAUUGCUGAUUUCACCAAAGAACAUGGUAACCCAGUGCAAUAUUUGAAAAUUGUCAAUGAUGACGAAACUCAAAGAUAUGAAUUUUCAUUGAAUCAUUUGGCCAAAUUUGGUUGA